This is a messenger RNA of Hansenula anomala, 321 nucleotides long. It is a transcript of the gene RPP2A, whose product is annotated as ribosomal protein P2. The record is from RefSeq and is a predicted model, not a curated record. Gene Ontology annotation, molecular function: structural constituent of ribosome. The transcript has a single exon. Lineage: Eukaryota; Fungi; Ascomycota; Saccharomycetes; Phaffomycetales; Wickerhamomycetaceae. Gene Ontology annotation, cellular component: ribosome; cytosolic large ribosomal subunit. The annotation marks the transcript as partial. Gene Ontology annotation, biological process: cytoplasmic translational elongation; translation.
AAAUACUUAGCUGCUUACUUAUUAUUGAACGCUGCUGGUUCAACCCCAUCUGCUGAUGGUGUCAAAUCCGUCUUAGAAUCAGUCGGUAUUGAAGUUGAAGAAGAAAGAAUCUCUCAAUUAUUCGAAGCCGUUGAAGGUAAAUCAGUUGAAGAAUUAAUCGCUGAAGGUAACGAAAAAUUAGCUACUGUCCCAACUGGUGGUUCAGGUGCUGCUGCUGCUCCAGGUGCCGCCGCUGCUGAUGCUCCAGAAGCUGCUGCUGAAGAAGCUGAAGAAGAAAAAGAAGAAUCUGAUGAUGAUAUGGGUUUCGGUUUGUUCGAUUAG